Molecule: messenger RNA, 3993 nt
Organism: Mesorhabditis spiculigera
Lineage: Eukaryota; Metazoa; Nematoda; Chromadorea; Rhabditida; Rhabditidae
Source: the annotation of a GenBank genome assembly
AUGGAGGAAGAAGCAGAAGCCCCGACACGACUUGAGCCGCUCAACGAAACACGCGGCGGUCUCGUCAUCAAACGAAAAGCCGAUGAUGCUGGCGGCAGCUCUUCCAAGAAGGAGAAGAGCCACCUUGGCCUCGACAAGUUGGCAGACGAGCGGCGCCGGGACAAUCGUACGCGCGAGAACGAGACGCCCGGGCACCUCUCGGACAGCGUGCGCCACAAGAUUGACGAAGAACGAGACAGACGGGAUCGAGAUCGGGACCGCGAUGGUGGCCAUGAUCGUGAUCGUGAUCGGAAUCGUGAUCGCCGGCGCGGUGAUUGGGACAGCCGGGACCGAUCUGAUCGGUCGGAUCGCAACCGCGGCUCGCGGCACGUCGAAACGCCAGCUUUUUUGGUGCCAGAAUCCCCUAAUCGCGGCUGGGACGACGAUGAGUUGACUCGCUCUUCCCCACGCACGCGCUCCGAUUGGGACACACCCACCCCGGGCGGCCACACCAGUCGUCGCGUAUCAACGGAGAAGCUGCAUAACAUGUACGAGAGUGACCGCCGGCGCCGCGACGAACGCUACCGAAAAGGCGGCCGCGUCGACGACUCGGUGCGCUCGGUGAAGGACGGACCGCAGGAGCCGCAAUUCCAAGACGACGAUGAGCGCCGAGAAUGGGAGCGUGAGCAGAAGCAGCUCGACCGCGAGUGGUACGAGAACGACGGGGCUUUCGACGACGAGUACAAUCCGUUUGCAAAGGUCUCUGAGGACUACGUGAACAAGAAGGAGAAGCAGUGGCACGACAAGUCGGACAAGCCGAUCAAAAAGAAGCUCUCGCUGCGCCAACAGCAAAUCAAGCGCGAGAAUGAGAUGUGGGAGAACAAUCGGCUGAAUCGAUCGGGCAUCAUCAACGUGAAUCCGGACCAGGACUUUGAAGACGACGAAUCGGACGCCGACCGUGUCAACCUGCUCGUCCACAACGUCAUCCCGCCCUUCCUCGACGGGCGCAUGGUGUUCACCAAGCAGGCGAAACCCGUGCUCCCCGUCGUCGACACCACCUGCGAUAUGGCCGUGGCGGCCGUGAAGGGCAGCAAAGUCGUCCGUGAGCAUCGAGCCGAGGAGGAGCGUCGCAAGGCCCAAGACAAGUUCGAGCUGGCCGGAACGAGCCUCGGAAACAUCUUGGGCAUGGCGCAGAAGCCCGACGAUGCCGAGGCCCCGGACGGCGAUGAGAAGGAUUUCAAGCAAUCCCACCAGUUCGCGUCUGUAAUGGGCGAGUCCGAGGCCGUCUCUGAGUUUUCGAUGGAAAAGUCGAUCAAGGAACAACGCGAAUACCUACCCGUGUUUGCCUGCCGUCAGAAGAUGAUGUCGGUGAUCCGCGAGAACAACGUGGUCAUCAUCGUGGGCGAGACGGGCUCCGGGAAAACGACGCAACUGGCGCAGUAUCUCUACGAGGAGGGCUACGCGGAGCGCGGCAUGAUCGGCUGCACCCAGCCGAGACGUGUCGCCGCGAUGAGUGUUGCGAAGCGUGUGGCCGACGAGAUGGGCGUGGAGCUGGGCCAGGAAUGCGGGUACGCCAUCCGUUUCGAAGACUGCACCUCCGAAAAGACGGUCAUCAAGUAUAUGACGGACGGUAUUUUACUCAGGGAGUGCCUCGGCGACUCGGAACUCGACCAAUACGCGGCGAUCAUCAUGGACGAGGCCCACGAACGUUCGCUCAACACUGACGUGCUGUUCGGCCUGCUGCGUGACGUGGUGGCGCGCCGGAGCGAGCUGAAGUUGAUCGUCACCUCGGCUACUAUGGAUGCGGAAAAGUUCGCCAACUUCUUUGGCGGCAUGACGCCGACGUUCAACAUCCCUGGCCGGACAUUCCCCGUCCAAAUUAUGCACUCUCGAUGCGGCGUCGAUGACUAUGUGGACGCGGCUGUCAAGCAGUGCAUCACCAUCCACCUCGGCGGCCUCGACGGCGACAUCCUGAUCUUCAUGCCCGGCCAGGAAGAUAUCGAGGUAUCCGCUUCACUGAUUCGGCAGCGGCUAGAAGCCCUCGACGAAGCCCCACCCCUGGCCGUGCUCCCCAUCUACUCGCAGCUGCCCAGCGAUCUGCAGGCCAAGAUCUUUCAGCGUGCCGCUGGCGGCAUGCGCAAGGUGAUCGUGGCCACGAACAUUGCCGAGACGUCGCUGACCGUCGACGGUAUCCUGUUCGUCAUCGACCCGGGCUUCUGCAAGAUGAAGGUGUACAACCCGAGGAUCGGUAUGGACGCCCUACAGGUGUUCCCCAUCUCGCAAGCGUCGGCCAACCAACGUUCCGGACGUGCCGGUCGCACGGGCCCCGGGCAGUGCUUCCGCCUCUACACUGAACGGCAGUUCAAGGACGAGCUGCUGGUCGCCACGGUGCCCGAAAUCCAGCGCACCAACCUAUCCAACGUGGUGUUGCUGCUGAAGUCGCUGCACGUCGAGGACCUGCUGAAGUUCCACUUUAUGGACCCGCCGCCGCAGGACAACAUGCUCAAUUCGAUGUACCAGCUGUGGACGCUGGGCGCGCUCGACAACACGGGCCAGCUGACGGAUCUUGGAAGAAAAAUGGUCGAAUUCCCGCUGGACCCGACGCUGGCCAAGAUGGUGAUCAUGUCCGAGGAGAUGGGCUGCAGCGAGGAGGUGCUGACGAUCGUCUCCAUGCUCUCCGUGCCCGCGAUCUUCUUCCGGCCCAAGGGCAAGGAGGACGAGGCCGACAUGAAGAAGGAGAAGUUCCAGGUCCCCGAGUCCGACCACUUGACCUUCCUGAACGUCUACGUCCAGUGGAAGCAGCACAAGUACUCGUCAAAGUGGUGCGUCGACAACUACGUCCACGCAAAGGCCAUGAAGAAGGUACGCGAGGUGCGCGCCCAGCUGAAGGAGAUCAUCGAGCAGCAGAAGAUGAAGCUGAUCAGCACCGGCCACGAGUGGGACAUCAUCCGGAAGUGCGUCUGCUCGGCGUAUUUCCACAAUGCGGCUCGGCUGAAGGGUAUCGGAGAGUACGUCAACAUUCGCACGGGUAUCCCGUGCUUCCUGCAUCCGACUUCCGCCCUCUUUGGCAUGGGCUUCAUGCCGGAUUAUGUGGUCUACCACGAGAUCAUCAUGACCACCAAGGAGUACAUGCAGUGCGUGACGGCCGUCGACCCGGUGUGGCUGGCCGAGCUGGGCCCCAUGUUCUACUCGGUCAAGGAGUCCAGGCAAACCCACUUUGAGAAGCGCCAGGAAAGCGUGCGCAACCUGGCCACCAUGGAGCGCCAGAUGAAGGAGGCGCAGGUCGAGAUGGACAAACGCAAGGUGGAGAGCGAGCGCGUCUUCAAGCACCCGGGCAGCAUCAAGAUGGCCGACGUCGGUCGCAGCGUGCGCAGCGCCCGUCGAUUCGGAAUUGGGCCCAAAAAUGAAAUGUCGGUGAUAAUCAGCGUGCUCGCCCGGUCGCGCCAUCAACUACACGUUUUUCGGCGACACGCCUCCUACGUUGAGCGCAAGAAAAACUAUUAUGAGAUCCUCGGCGUAGACCGGAAGGCCAGCCAUGAGGACAUCAAGAAGGCGUUUGUGAAACGAACACAGGAGCUCCAUCCAGACUCUGCCUCGGGCUCCUCGACCCCCACGGAUUCGCGCGUCGGCUGGAGUCGAAGAUCGCAGACCGAGCAGUUCAUGGAUGUGAAGGAUGCUUACGACACGCUGCGAAAAGCGGACAAGCGCCGCGCCUACGACAAGACGUACUUCCUGUCUGAGCAAGAGGGGUAUCUACACCAAGCUUCCGUGUCCCGUGCUGCUGCCAACGACCAAACGAUACGCGCGAUGAAUCGGGUGUCCAAUUCGGCGAGUGCGAUGCGAGCGCAAAUGAGCCCCCACUCCCAAGGCCACUUCAUCAACCCGGAGGAGGAGCUGCGACGCGAGAAGAGCAAGGACCGUGGCCUCUACCUGAUCGGCUCGCUGUUUCUGCUGGUCGUCCUGCUCAACAUCCUCUACGUGCGCAACAUGAAAUCGUCCAGGGUAAAGUCUUAC